Messenger RNA from Paramecium pentaurelia, 2267 nucleotides. The record is from the annotation of a GenBank genome assembly. NCBI's taxonomy places the organism in Eukaryota, Ciliophora, Oligohymenophorea, Peniculida, Parameciidae.
AUGCAACAAUAACACUAAAAACAUGUUGAAUCUUUAAUAUUAUUUGAAUAAACUUCCUCAUGGAUUAAAACCAGAAUGAAUUCAAUAUCAGAAAUAAAGAAAUUUAUCAAAAUGAGCUUAGACUUAUUUCACAUCCUACAAUUUGUUAAUAAUUUUUAAGAAAAGGAAAUCAAUUAAGAGUAUAUGGAAAAAUUAGGAACUUCUUAGUUAAAUAUGCUUGCAAAUGAUUUAACUAAAAUAGAUCACUUAUUAUAAUUCCCUAAUUGGAAUGAGGCAAAUAAAUAACUUUUUUAAAUCUUUAAUUUUUGUUAAACCACGAAAAAUAUUCAUCAAAGAGAUUCAAUUAAAUAUAAAGGUUAAAUUGAAUAAGGAAUUGUAUAAUAAUAAUAUUAAUAUUAAUAUUAAUAUUAAUAAUAAUAAUAAUAAUAGUAAUAAUUAUUAUAAAACGAUGGCUUUAAAUAAUAAGAGUUUCCUUAAGAAUUUUAAGCUGAAAUUUGGUCUGGUACUAGAUUCAUAAGAACUAAACUGUUAAUCAACUUAAAAAAUAAUAACGAAAUUCAAUACAUUCAUGAUGGAUCCAUAAUAAGAAGGUAGUAAUAUUUAUCUUUAAAUGAAAAUAGCGAUUAAGUAAAAGAUGCUUCCAUAAGGCCAGAAAUAUUAACUAACUUAGAAUAGAUUUAUUAUUUAUAAUGGAAAGGCGAGUUUGGAAAUAAUAAGAAGAUAGGAAGAUGGAUAGCUACAUGGAUGGGUAACACUUUGAAUGGUGUAGGUGGUUAAUACACUAAUGAUGGAAAAAAACAUGGCAAAUGGAAAGAAUUAGUUUAGAAUUAUUAGAAGUUAGCUUAAUUUAAUAAUAAAAUAGGGAAGCCCAAGUUUAUGAAGAAGGUGAGCAUGAUAAUGGCUUACGAAUAGGAGAUUGGAAAUAUAAUUAUAAGGAUGAAAUAAUGUAAAAAUAUAUGUAUUAAGUUUAGUAAUGGUGGUAUUUAUAAUUAUAAAGGUGAGAAGGAUGGAUAAUGGACUGAAUUGAGUAAAAAAUUUUGGGAUAAAUCUUAAAUAAUUUAUAAUGGUGAAUAUAAAGAUGGAAAAAAAGUAGGUAGAUGGGUGAUAAAAUAUGAAGGAGUAGAGAUGUAACAUUAAAAUAUAAAAUAUAAGUGGUGGUGGACAAUAUUAGGAUUAUCAUCCUUAAAAUAAUUUGUUUGGCGAAUAUGAUUAUUAAUCAAUCUUGUAGUAAAAUUCCUAAGUCUAAUAAUUACCUUCUUCUGCAAACAUUAAGGUCGACGAUAUUGCAAAUUCAAAUAAAUUUGGGAAAUGGAUUGAAUUGAGCAAUGGAUUUUAUAGCAAUUCGUAAGUCUCAUGUGAGGGUCAAUAUAGAAAUGGUAAGAAAAAUGGAAGAUUGGAUAUUUGGUGGAAGAAAAACUAUGAUGAUAAAAUAAAAGUUUAGAUGUAAUUAUUAUAAUACUUUUUUAGUGGUGGUGGAUCAUAUGAUGAAGAACAUUCUUUUAAGAUAGGAAAAUGGGUUGAAUUGAGCGAAGGAUUCUGGGAUAAUUCUUAAGUUAUUUUGAAAGGGGAAUAUAAAAAUGGUAAAAAAAUAGAUUUGUGGACUAUCGAAGCAUUUGGAAAAUCAAUGUAAAACUAUAUUAAUAUUUACAAAAUUUAGUGGAGGUGGAUCAUAUGAUAAAGAUGAUUCUAUUAAAAUUGGAAACUGGAUAGAGUUAUGUGAUGGAUUUUAUGGUGCUGCAGAAAUAAUUUAUAAAGGCUAAUAUUUAAGUGGUAAAAAAGUAGGGAAGUGGGAUAUUUGUUAUCGAUAGCAUGAAAACCAAACUUUUAUGAAAAUGUAAAAAUAUUAAUAAAUCAAAUUUUUAGCGGUGGUGGAUUAUAUGAUGAAAUUACAUCAGUUAAAAUAGGAGAUUGGAUUGAAUUAAGUGAUGGAUUCUGGGAUAGAUCUUAGGUCACAUUUAAUGGAGGAUAUAAACAUGGUAAGAAGGUUGGUAGAUGGAGUAGUUAUUUGAAGAAGAAUUAUGGGGAUUUAAAAAAUGUGCAAAUGUAAAAUUAGAAACCACAUUAUAUCAAAUUUUAGUGGUGGUGGAUCUUACAAUGAAUAGAAAUCUCUGAAGGUAGGAGAAUGGAUUGAUGUGAAAGAUGAGUUUAAUGCUUUCUAAUAACUCGUUUAUAAAGGUGAAUAUAAAGAAGGUAAAAAGAUUGGAACUUGCAUGGAAAUAGAAAUUAGAAAAAAUUAAACGCGGGGCAUAGUGAAUUAUGAUAUAUGA